Dromaius novaehollandiae (emu) is the source of this 969-nucleotide messenger RNA. RefSeq lists its product as uncharacterized. The transcript is spliced from 9 exons. Bases 1 to 969 code for a protein of 322 amino acids. Lineage: Eukaryota; Metazoa; Chordata; Aves; Casuariiformes; Dromaiidae. The record is from RefSeq and is a predicted model, not a curated record.
AUGGGGUUGAGCCUACAGCUUAAGAAGAAUGUGGAAGUAUGUACUGAGAACUGUUCCCACGUGUGUUUGGUUACAGACGAGGCUGUGGUUGAAGGUUAUCCCAGUUCUCGCCUGGAUCCCGUUGUUGAGGCUCGGGGUCUUCCCAGGCGUGGUCCAAGAGUUGUUGAGCCUCGCAGGGAUGCCAGGGGCGAUGGUUACCGAACUUUUUGGCGGUAUCCAGUUCUCGUGCCUCGGGAGGAUCCCCGGGCUGUGGCCGUAGCGGAUGGAGAUCCCUCUUCUGCUCUGGAGCCUGGACUGGUGACUCCGGGACAUCGUGGAGGUGUUCCUGUAGGCAGUGGCCUCCCAGCUUCUCAUCUGGAUGCCAUUGUUGUGCCUCAGGGGCAUGCCAGGGAGCUUCCAAGCGUGUCACAGCCUGGAGAAGCCCCCCACGGCAGGAAAUACUCCUUUUUUCCAGUGCACCGAGGUCUUGGUGGUGGCAAAGAUGCCGAGGCUGCAGCUCCUAAAGGCCGACAAAAGCAGCGUUUGGUCCUGAGCGUUGCAGUCUCAGGUUCCGCACUGUUUGUCGUAGUGCUGACAUGUAUAGUCGCUUUCUGGCUGAGGAAGAGAAAACAAGAAGCGGUACCAGCUAACCCUGCCGCUGCCUCCAACAGAGGGGAGUCAAGCAUAGAGGAAGGCAGAGCAAAACCAGGGAGUGACAGCGAAAAGGAUGAGCUCACCCUAGAAAAUGAAAAUCUGAACAGCAGCUCCAGUCGCCUUCCGGUGAACUUUGCAACAGAGCUUUCCCAGUUAUUUAAUGCCACAAAUUCAGAAAGUUCAUUUCAGCCUACAUGCCAGAACACCUCAGAUGGUGAUUAUGACUCUUCCUCAGAUAUCUGCAUUCCCCGGGAUUUACCCCAAGCCGAUCAUUCCAAGUGCAUGUGCUUUCAUUACCAACAGGGAUAUUGUACUUCAGAUGCAUAUUCCGAAUAG